Molecule: messenger RNA, 1359 nt
Organism: Paracoccidioides brasiliensis Pb18
Exons: 2
Coding region: 1-1359 (452 amino acids)
Source: RefSeq, a predicted model, not a curated record
AUGGUCAGAAACCAACGGGAGGAGAGUGAAUCACCUCCUUUACCCCCCUUCGAGUUCAUGUCGCGCAACCGUCGCGCGGUCUUUGGAGACCCACCCUCCCCAUAUUUGGCUGCUCUUCUAGCAAGUGCUGAGCGACGACAACGCAGAAAACGAGAACAGGAGAGGCUGGAAAAGGAACGGAAGCAAAACAACGAAGAGCUGCCUAGGAAGCGGCGUGAUCCCAAUGAACUUCCUGAGUAUCUUACUCCAGCAGGGCAUGAUCACCUGGCUUGGUCGGGCAGUGGAACGUCAUCCUCGAGCCCCUAUCCUGUCUCCGGAACUAGCCGUUCACAAUUUGCCGAUUCGGAAUCAAACGGGGAAACCGGUGAGAAGGGUGAUAAUACGAGCACAGAUCAGACUCACGAUGAAACAAAAAACAUGGAAGAAGAUCGGGAUGAAGAGGAAGAAGAUCGUGAAGACGACGAAGAACAUGAAGGGGAUGUGGAUAGCCAGGAGGACAACCGUUCCAAGAAAUCCGAGGAGGAAGACGGAAAUGGGGAUGAGGAGUCCCAAAGCGGGUCCCAAGAGGAGUCCGAAGAUGGUUCAGCAGACAUGGAUUAUGACGACGAUAUGGCUGACGACGAAAAUACCAUGCCCCAAAAAGAUACACCCAGUAAAUCUGAAGCAACAGUGACAGAUGAAGAAGACAAGGACGAGGACAGCAGCCAAGUUUGUGACCCGGAUCCCGAAAACGAGAUCCUGGUGAACAAAGAGCUUUGUGUUCCUUCCCCGAUCGCGGUCGACGAAGACUCCAACAACAACAACAACAAUAACAGAAGAGGCUGCACCUUAAUUCCGCCCCAAUCUUGGCCCACCCGAUCCAAGCAGACGCAGCAUGACCAUCCCCGCAAUCCCUGUUCUGUUACUUCAGACCGUCCUGAUCCAUCUUCGAAUACGUUUUCUGUCCCCGGCGAAAUAUUUGUUGACCCAAUUGAUUUUGAUAACGACGAAACCCGUGCCUUGAUACAUAAUUUCGCUGCAGCGUGGGCAAACCUCGCCGUAGGCUAUGUGAUUCCCCAUAGUGAGAACACCCGGCCUGCUGGUCGAAGGGUCCGGAGCGUGGCACCUCGACAGAAUAGAGAUCGCUAUAGUCCUGUCUCACAGACCCAAGGUGGAUUUCAUGCCGGCAUUCCUGAAAACGAGCUGUUGUCUUCUUUAUCUGUGUCAUUGCCUGGGGGGUCAAUGCUUCCUACAUAUCGGAACUCCAACGUGACAGCUAGGGUCAACCAGGACGAUCCCCUUUUUGAAGAAACAAGUACUGUGGCCAGACAAAAUUCAAAUGGGCUCCCGGAAAAUGGUGAUCAGAACAUGGAUUGGUAG